AUGGCCGGCGGUUGGCAUCCCGGGCGGCAAGAUACGAAUGGGUAUGAGGAUAAGAAGGAGGAGGUGGAUGCGUGGGAGGGGUUCAAGGGGCGGUUGAAGGAGCACUGGGGGAGAGUGGUGGAGGAGGAUUAUGAACCUCUGCUGAGGGUGAGACAGGGGGGCGGAGGCAGCAGCAGUGGCUGUAAUGGCAGCAGUGAUGGCGGGGGGAAGCGGAAGAGAGGGAAGAAGACCCUAGCAGCAGCGCAAAAUGGGCCGGCUGGUGGUGCCUCUUCAGGUGAAGCCAUGGCAGCAGUGGGUGCGAGUGAUGGGUUUGCGAGCGACCACCAGCGCCAGUUCUUCUCCCUCUGUGAGUCUCUCGUUGUGCCAUGUCCUGCUUACCCAUCCCCACCUCCCAUCCCAUAUCCUCUCUACCCAUGUCCUUUCUGCCCAGAUUACUUCCUCCCCCUACUCAUGCAUUCAGCAUACCGACGCACCUUGCUUUAUCCCCAGCAAAGUCUCUCCAUACCCCAACCAUCCCCCGCUUUUUCUCCCCUCCUCCCGCUCCCUCUCGGAGGUACGUCAUACACGGAUGUGCUGCAUUCGCGCCGACCGUGUGCUCAGUCCAAGUACGGCACGCCUCUGGACGCUCAGGCCCUCACCGACGCAUAUCUGCUGCAUGCCCUGAACCAUGUCUUUCACACGCGGGAUCGCAUCACCAAGAACAACGACAAGCUCAACCGCGCCUCCGCUGCUGCUGUCGCUGCAGCUGACGCUGCUGCUGCUGCCUCUGGUGCUGCCGCUGGUGUAAAAUGGAAGAAAAGGAGUAAAAGUGGUGGGGAGAAGGGGAGGAGUCAAGGGGUUGAUGCAGUUGCUGCAGCUGCUGCAAGCUUAGAAGAAGGAGAAAACGGGGAGGGGAAAGGAGGGAAGGGGAAGGAGGCGGAGGAAAGGGAGCAGACUGAGGAAGGGGAGGAGGCGGGGGAGGGGGAACAGGCGGAGGAGGGAAAGAAGGACGAGGAGAUGGAGGAGGGAGGGACGGAGAGUGUGCUCUUCAAGAAGGGAGGAAAAGGAGGGAAGAGAGGGAGUAAGGGGCUAGGCGGAGUGGUGAAAGGGAAGGAGUUGGUGGAGGUGGAGAGUAUCCCCAGGGACCAGGGGUUCACCAGGCCCAAGGUGCUCGUCCUCCUGCCAUACCGCAAUGCUGCUCUGACCGUGGUGCAGAGGCUGUUGCAAGUGACUCCCCCGCAGUCUAAGGUAGCAGUGGAGCAUUUGGAUCGUUUCCUUGCUGAGUUUGGAGAGGAAGAGAGCGAGGAGGAGGAGAGUGAGGAGGAGGACGAGGAGGAGAGGAGAAAGGCGAGGGAGAGGAAGAGGAGGAAGCAGCAGCAGCAGGUGGGCCGUGGGCUGUCGUGGGAAGCCGAGGAAAUGGAGGAUGGAGGAGGAGGAGGGGGAGGAGGAGGAGGAGGAGGAGGAGGAGGAGGAGGAGGAGGAGGGGGAGGAGGAGGAGGCAAAGGAGAAGGUGAGGGUGAGGGUGAUGCAGCAGCAGCGGUGCUGCGGAAGGGGUUGAAGCCGGUGGAUCACCGGGCCAUGUUUGCCGGCAACAAUGACGAUCACUUCCGCCUCGGCAUCAAAUUCACCAAGUGA
Molecule: messenger RNA, 1614 nt
Organism: Closterium sp. Yama58-4
Lineage: Eukaryota; Viridiplantae; Streptophyta; Zygnematophyceae; Desmidiales; Closteriaceae
Source: the annotation of a GenBank genome assembly